This is a messenger RNA of Gymnodraco acuticeps, 2426 nucleotides long. RefSeq names its product hepatocyte growth factor (gene hgfb). Gene Ontology annotation, molecular function: signaling receptor binding; serine-type endopeptidase activity. The transcript has 18 exons. Gene Ontology annotation, biological process: negative regulation of apoptotic process; proteolysis; positive regulation of protein phosphorylation. The record is from RefSeq and is a predicted model, not a curated record. Bases 105 to 2246 code for a protein of 713 amino acids. Lineage: Eukaryota; Metazoa; Chordata; Actinopteri; Perciformes; Bathydraconidae.
AUCUGUGCAGUGGUAGAAGCAACAUCUCCUAGUUGCAGUCCGACAGCACAGCAAGCAGCAUAUUCCAUUUUUAUUUUCUGAAACGGUUCUUCUGUGACGCGACGAUGUGGAUUUACAAGCUCAUGUUCGGACUCUUCGUCAUUUCUUGUUCUGAGGGCAGAAGAAACGCUCUCCAGGACUACCAGAAGACAGAUGGUUUGCGACUGGUUGUCGAGUCUCCGGAUUCCUCCCACCUGACCAAAAGCAAGAAAAUAAGCAUGGCAAAGUGUGCCAAAGCCUGUAGCCGUAACAAAAGAUUACCUUUCAGCUGCAGAGCGUUCCUCUAUGAUCAUAAAAACAGGAAAUGCCAGUGGCUGCCGUUCGACAGGAACUCACCAGGAGUUCAGAGCCAACAGGACUUCAACUACCAACUGUAUCAAAAGAAAGACUAUGUGAGGGAGUGCAUUGUGGGUACAGGUCAGAGCUACAGGGGACGGAGGUCGGUGACAGUGAGCGGGAUCCUGUGCCAAGCCUGGGCCUCUCCUAUUCCUCAUGAACACAAAUUCAUGUCUAAGAAAUUCAGGAAGAAGGACCUCAGGGAAAACCUCUGUCGCAACCCAGACAACUCCACCGUUGGACCAUGGUGCUUUACCACUGACCCCAGCCCACACCUCAGACACCAGGAGUGUGGCAUACCACAGUGUUCACAGGUUGAAUGUAUUCACUGUAAUGGGGAAGAUUACAGAGGACCCAUGGACCACACAGAGAGUGGAAAGGAAUGCCAGCGCUGGGACCUGGAUGAUCCGCACAAACACCUGCACCACCCCAAGAGAUACCCUGACAAGGGCCUGGAUGAUAACUACUGUAGGAACCCAGACGGACGCCACAGACCCUGGUGCUUUACCACAGAUCCAAACACACCCUGGGAGUACUGCAACAUCAAAGUUUGUGAAACAACUCCUACAAGUGACGUGGUGGAAACAACCGAGUGUUACCAGGGCAGAGGAGAGGGUUACAGGGGGACGGUAGACGUGUUUCCAACUGGACUCAUCUGCCAACGCUGGGACUCUCAGUAUCCCCAUAACCACACAUUCAUACCUCAAGCCUACCCCUGCAAGGACUUGAGAGAAAACUACUGCCGGAAUCCAGAUGGCCGAGAAUUCCCAUGGUGCUUCACUACGGACCCAAGAGUCCGCACCAUGUUCUGCACCAACAUCCCUCAGUGCGGCACCCGAAACAAGCCUGGCAGCGACUGCUAUGAAGGUUUUGGAGAGAAUUACCAGGAAGAACAGUCGAGGACUAGAUCAAACCUGCCCUGUACUCCCUGGAGAGACCACAGCAACAGUGGUGAGAGGGGCAUGCUGACGGCUGGUCUGGAGGGAAACUACUGCAGGAACCCUGAUAAAGACAAACAUGGCCCCUGGUGUUACACCAACAACUCUGCCAUUCCCUGGGACUACUGCAAUGUAAAGCCAUGUGAUGCUUCGCAGAACACCAUUCCACUGGGUGAGCUAUCCUCUGUGGGGUGUUUUGUCCAUAAAACAACCAGGAUCGUGGGAGGAGGUCCGGUGGGCAUAUCAGACGGCAGCUGGAUGGUCAGCAUACAGAGAGGGUCGCAGCACUGGUGUGGGGGUUCAUUAAUACGAGAGGAAUGGGUACUCACUGACAGACAUUGCUUCUCCUCAUGUGUUCCAGACCUCAGUGAAUAUCGGGUGUGGCUGGGAGUCUCAGAUCUUCAAGAUGGUGCUCCAGACUGGUCCAGGAGACAGGAAGUGAGCAUAGCUCAUGUGAUAUGUGGUCCUGAGGGCUCCAGUUUAGCCCUCAUAAGGCUGUCCAAGCCUGCCCUUCCUGCAGACAAUGUGCAUACACUUCAGCUACCCGUGGCUGGGUGCUCCAUCCCAGAAGGAAAAAUAUGUAAAAUGUAUGGAUGGGGCGAAACAAAAGGCACUGGCCAUGAUGACGUGCUGAAAGCUGUUGACCUGCCCAUUGUCAGUAAUGUGAGGUGCAGAGAGAUGCACAGAGGGAACCUUCACAUCACCAACACCAAGAUCUGUGCAGGAGGCAGGAGGAAUGAGGGAGUGUGUGAGAGGGAUUACGGCGGCCCUCUUGUGUGUCAGGACGGUGAGAUCAGGGUUAUUGUUGGAGUGAGCGUCCAUGGCAGAGGCUGCGCUCGUGCAAACCAGCCUGGCAUCUUCAUCAAUGUGCCCUUCUACACACAGUGGAUCUACAAGGUGUUCAAACAUUACCCUAACCCUGAGACUCAGUAGAGAAGGAAACAGAACCAGGGGACUAAAUCAAAUGUAGAGCUUCUACUUCUGUAAAUACAGCUGUGCUCUCAGGACACCUGGUUUCUAUGUUGUUCAUGGCCCAUAGAUCCUUGAGAACCUGAUCUGAGCACCGUUAAAUGCAUGGGGAAACACUGUGAUUUAAAUACAUCAUAAACAGAU